Eublepharis macularius is the source of this 3003-nucleotide messenger RNA. RefSeq names its product solute carrier organic anion transporter family member 1A2 (gene SLCO1A2). NCBI's taxonomy places the organism in Eukaryota, Metazoa, Chordata, Lepidosauria, Squamata, Eublepharidae. The record is from RefSeq and is a predicted model, not a curated record. Gene Ontology annotation, cellular component: membrane. Gene Ontology annotation, molecular function: protein binding; bile acid transmembrane transporter activity. Gene Ontology annotation, biological process: sodium-independent organic anion transport; bile acid and bile salt transport; transmembrane transport. The transcript has 15 exons. Bases 30 to 2183 code for a protein of 717 amino acids.
AGAGAACAGUGAACACACACCGGUAGUGUAUGGUCCGAUCCAGGUCCAAGAUGGAGACUGAAGCCCCUGUGAACGAUGGUAUCCAGGCCAGCGGGACCAGUGCAGAUAACCACAAGGAUAAUUCCAUGGCUAAUUCAAAGAGCAAGACGGAAGGCGAAAGGAAACUAGCUGUUUUCUUUCGUAUAUCCAAGCUGAAGAUAUUUCUGCUGGCAUUGUCUUUUGCCUAUCUGGCCAAAACCAUGUCUGGAGCUUACAUGAACAGCAUGCUCACGCAGAUUGAAAGGCGGUUCAACAUCCCCGCCUCACUGGUUGGAGUCAUCAAUGGAAGCUUUGAAAUGGGUAACUUGCUGGUCAUUGCCUUUGUGAGUUACCUAGGAGCAAAAUGUCAUAGACCACGGCUAAUUGCUGUGGGUUGUGCAGUUAUGGCCUUGGGAUGCUUUUUGAUAGGGCUACCUCAUUUUCUGAUGGGAAGGUACCAGUACGAAAACUCUGCUAAUUUAGCAGAAAAUUCUUCUUCCUUCAUGGCCGUUUGCCUUGCCAAUCAUACCUUAGCUACUGAACAACCCUCAGAAGAAUGUAAAAAACAGGCUGGAUCUUUGAUGUGGGUGUUUCUGUUGGUGGGAAACCUCAUUCGAGGAGUUGGUGAAACUCCCAUCACCCCUUUAGGAAUUUCGUAUGUGGAAGAUUUUGCAAAAUCAGAAAAUUCUCCUUUCUACAUUGGCCUCCUACAAAUAGCAACUAUCCUGGGACCCUUGUUUGGUUUGAUGUUGGGUUCCCAUUGUGCUCAGCUGUAUGUGGAUGUUGGGUUUGUUGACUUAGCGGAUGUGACACUGAGCCUCCUCGAUGCUCGAUGGGUAGGGGCCUGGUGGCUGGGAGUCAUGAUAUGCGCUGGAGUGAACCUCCUUGUCUCCAUCCCCUUCUUCUUCUUGCCCAGGACCCUUCCAAUGGAAGGAGAAGAAAACAACCUCGAUUUAGGAACCAAGGGAAACAGAAUUCUGCUGCGAAGGGAAAGUGUGAGUCAGGCCAACCAGAAAAUGAGUGAAAUUGCUAAAGAUUUUAUCCCCUACCUGAAAAGCCUUCUUCACAACCCAGUUUACAUGCUUUUUAUAUGCAUCACUGUGCUUCAGUUCAGUGCUUACAUCGGAAUGAUCACUUUUAUGCCAAAAUAUCUGGAGCAACAGUAUGGGAUAUCUGCAUCAGAUGCCAUCUUUUUGAUAGCUAUUUACAAUCUACCAAUUAUAUGCACUGGAUAUUUUUUGGGAGGUUUUCUGAUGAAGAAAUUCAAGAUAAGCACCUACAAAGCGGCUCACAUGGGCUUUUGGAGUUCUGUGGCUGAGUAUCUCAUCUACUUUUGUGCCUAUUUCAUGGUUUGCAAAAAUUCAACCGUUGCUGGUUUAACUGUCUCCUACGAAGGGGUAGAUCAACUGUCCUAUAUGGAAACAAGCUUAUACGCAGAAUGCAACCAUCAUUGUGGCUGCUCGACCAAAGUGUGGGAUCCUGUUUGUGGAGAAAAUGGGAUUGCAUAUGUUUCAGCGUGCCUUGCUGGAUGUGAAGUGAUAAAUGGAACAGGGAGAAAUACAGUAUUUGGAAACUGCACUUGCAUUCCAGCAUCAGGUUUUCCAUCAGGAAACAGCUCCGCAGUGCUGGGCCAGUGCAACAGAGAAGAGGCGUGUGGUACAAUGUUGUAUUACUAUUUAAUUUUGUCUUUAGUUUGCUGCUUUAUUUAUUCCACGGGAGCCAUGCCGGGUUACAUGGUCCUAAUAAGGUCUCUAAAGCCGGAGGAGAAAUCAUUUGGGGUAGGACUGCAUGCACUGGCAGAAAGAGUGUUUGCUGGAAUUCCAUCACCCAUUUAUUUUGGAGCUAUGAUAGAUACCACAUGCUUGAAAUGGGGAACCAAGCGCUGCGGGGGAGAAGGGGCAUGCCGAAUGUAUGAUUCUGACACAUACAGAUUGCUAUAUCUGACAGUGCCGGCAGUCCUCCGUGGGGUAUCGUACAUCCCUUGUGUGUGCAUACUCUUGAUCUUGAGGAAACAGUCUAAGAACCAGAGUGGAAAUCUAGUGGUUGAAGCCAAAGAAGAGGAAAAUGGACCAGCUGAACAGAAGGACGUAUCAGAUGCUCAAAACUGUACAAGUUUACAUCUAGAAGUAAUCGAUCGUGCAAGCACGGACCUCAAUAAAGACUGAUGAUGGUAGCAAAAGACUGUAUGGAGAUGAUAAAGGUCGUUAUAAGUCGGGAUGAAAGAAACUUACAUUUCGUACUGGUACUGUCUCUUGCGGGUCAGGGGGAGGGCUCAAAGUAGAAAAUGGAAAAUAUCCCUUCCUUACUGGUAUUCAUUACCAGCUUGUACCAGCUUACUUUCACCUCUGUUAUUAUAACAUGAGUAUUUUACCUGUUAACAGUCUUUCCCAAAUGCCCACAGAAAGUAGCAAUGGGUGACUGACAAUGACUGUUCUCCAUUGCAAAGGUUGUAGGGUGUGUUAGGCUAUAAGAAAGCUCUCUCCCUCCCUCCCUCCCUCUCUCUCUCUCUCUUUCUGUCUCCCUGAGGUGUGUGAUCUUCAGUGGCUGUUUCACAUGUGCAAGGCGCCACUCGAUUUUGCAGUCCCCCUUACAAAGCAAUAUAGCCCGAAUUCCUGUCCAGAGAUCAAAUGCCAUUGAUUCAGACAAAAUAAAAAAAGUCCUAAGGUGAUUACAGAGUUUUCCAGAAUAUAAAAAUACACUUAACACUGAGGAUUCUGAGUGGAAUAUAUUUCACCUUUGCAACAGAAAAGCUUAGGAAGGUAAGGAUAAGGGAAUUUAGGGGAAAAAAUGGGGGGGGGUGAGAAAGCUUUUGGGAGCUUGCUUAUGCACAUUUCUAGAUUGCAUAGGUCUUUUUAUUCCAAAGCAUUCUGCUGCUUUUAGAGGACUAAGAGCCAAGCUACAAGUGACACCUUACACAGGUUGGACACUUGUCAGCUUCCCUCAAGUUUUGAUGGGAAACGUAGGCAUCCUGGUCUUGCAGCUGUA